Messenger RNA from Anopheles cruzii, 1951 nucleotides. Its product is annotated as solute carrier family 25 member 35-like. Gene Ontology annotation, biological process: transmembrane transport. Bases 878 to 1816 code for a protein of 312 amino acids. The transcript is spliced from 2 exons. The record is from RefSeq and is a predicted model, not a curated record. Lineage: Eukaryota; Metazoa; Arthropoda; Insecta; Diptera; Culicidae.
AACCCGGGGAAAAUGUAGGUCACACAGAACUCGAAAAAUACGCAAAGCGGUUUGGCCAGAGUUAGCGUUUUUGGCCGAUGCUGUACAAGAUUCAUUCGGUGAUCGAGACGAGUACCGUUAGGACAUGGGAUCCCCUGCAAAAGGUUGGCGAUGUUCGGUGAAAGAAAUUUCGUACGUGUGACAUAAGUGUAACACGAUGAAAGACGAAGGUGGAGGGCAUAGAGUGGCCAGCCAGCCCCUUCUCGUGAACCGUUCUCUCAGGCGGACAGAGCAUACGAUAGUGUUUUGCUGAGGGUGGUGACCGAUCUUAAGGAAACUGCUACAUGGUGCUGAAAGAUUGUUUCAAUUUUCGACGGUUAAAGUCCAUCCUGCGUGUGCUCGGAAUCCGUCCACCAUCAGUCACGAACCGUUCAACAGAGCGAUCGGCUUAGUAACACCCGAGAAUCAAAAUGACAAGCCCAACAUUGAAUGGCUGCUCUGUAUAUCGCCAGCCAAUCGAAUUUGCCGAUCAGCUGCCCUGUGUGUUUGUGCGUGGGUGAUUUCCUGAGGAAACAUCGAAAACGUUCAAAGUUGACUCUCACACUCACAGCCGAAAAAGUAUCUGACGGAAUCCUUACAUAAUCGUGCACUUGUUGCACCAGCCAAGAGGCCAUAACGGUACUUACUUGCAUGCUGCACCGAAAGGGCCACGGUGCACCCGUGGAACCUGGGCGGAAAACUGUUCGAACUCGGUGCUAAAGUUAGUGUUCAAGCGUCAGGGCAGAAAAAGAACUGACAUUGUAAUGAGCACAUCCCGCGUGCAAGUAACGUGCUGUUUGAAGGUGGAAUAAAAGUUAAAUAUUUGUCCAUUUGCAUCGAGUUCAUCUCAAAUUUACCGAUGGAUUUUCUGCUCGGUGGCUGCGCGGCAACGUGCGCCGGCAUCUUCAGCAAUCCGUUUGACGUGAUUAAAACCCGCCAACAGCUCCAUGGCGAGUUAAUGACCAAGGUAACGACGUCGUCCGAUGGCCACGUUGGAACCAGUAGUCAACCGCGCAAUCCGUACCGGUCGGUGUUCAAGUCCUUUCGGACGAUCCUCAAAUCAGAAGGAAUUCUCGGGCUUCAGAAAGGCCUCGUCUCGGCGCUUGCUUUUCAGUUCACGAUGAACAGUGUCCGGCUCGGAAUCUAUCAAACGGCGGAAAACUACGAGUGGACGCGCGGUGACACCAAGGCUGGUACAGUGUUCUACUCGAUCUUGUGGGGCGGUUUCAGUGGGGUGAUAGGUUCGACGAUCGCCUGCCCACUGUACAUGAUCAAGACCCAGAUCCAGGCGCGAUCGCACGGCAAGUACGCGGUCGGCUACCAGCAUCGGCACACCAGCACGCUGGCCGCCCUCAGCGGUAUCUACCAGAGCCAGGGUGUGCGUGGGCUGUGGCGUGGCUAUCACGGCAUCGCUACCCGGACCGCCAUCGGUUCGUCCGCCCAGCUGGGCACUUUCUCCACCUUCAAGGACUUCUUCGUGCAAUUCGAGUUCUUCCGUGAUUCGGUGGCUUUUACGGCGUUCGCGGCUAGCAUGAUAAGUGGAUUUUUCACGUGCGUGUUCAUGUCCCCGUUUGACGUGAUUGCGACGCGCCUUUUCAAUCAAGGGGUUGAUGCAAACGGGAAAGGACUGAUGUACCGGAGCGUGGUUGAUUGCUUCAUGAAAACGCUUCGUGCCGAAGGUCUGCACGGACUGUACAAGGGGUUUGUGCCGAACUACUGGCGCAUCGCUCCGCACACGAUCCUCAACCUGACAUUCUGGGAUCAGUUUAAGGCUUGGCGGGACCUAUACUUCGGAUGAGGACUGUGGGCGGCAUCCGCAGUGAUUACUAUUUGGCUUUGUACAGAUAAUUUCCGCUCUACAGAGAUUUGCAUAGACCAGUGACGCCUUUCCCACGAAGGGAGCCGAUUUUUAACUAGGAAAAUAAACGAAAAA